ACGCGAGAUAUCGGGAAUGCGACAAAACGGCGACAAAGUACGUCGUUGUCGUCAUCGCGGUCGUGUUGCUUCGUUUAUAUCAGCUGUUUUCCCUUUCAAAGCGUCGAAGUGUCUCUGCGCGACCGAUCCGCGACCGAGAUCGAGUCAAAAUAGACCGGUACAUACGUGCGUCGUCCGAAGGUGACACGAAGACAAAUCAUCGGGGAUUUUCCACAAAGCGAUCUAGUCGCUUGUAUCACUACAAUGGAAGUCUACACGAGCGACGAAAUCGCCAGCCACAAUAACGCCAAGGAUCUAUGGAUCGUGAUACACGGUGAAGUCUACAAUGUCACCAAGUUCCACCAGGAACAUCCUGGCGGCGAGGAAGUGUUGCUGAAAUUAGCGGGGCAAGAUGCGACAGAAUGUUUCGAGGCCAUCGGCCACAGUAAUGAGGCGAUUGUUUUGCGUGAGAGUUACAAAAUCGGAAAGAUAGCGAACAACAAUGUGAGCUCCGAUAAGAAAACAAAAACGAUGAAUACAGAAGUAAAAGAAUCGAUGGAGCAGGAUUGGCAGGAUCAAGAACCAAACAAGGCACGAACGACGUUCUGGUCCUCGACAAUCAUGUGGUUCUCUAUCAUAAUUUAUGCCAUAAUAAUUUAUUAUUGGAUCAGAAAACUAGGAUUUAUCAGCGGAAUUUUUUAAUUUUAACAUAACGCUAAAAUAUGCAAAAUGCAAUGUUAUGUAUAAAUUCAU
This is a messenger RNA of Trachymyrmex septentrionalis, 732 nucleotides long. Its product is annotated as cytochrome b5-like. Lineage: Eukaryota; Metazoa; Arthropoda; Insecta; Hymenoptera; Formicidae. Gene Ontology annotation, cellular component: membrane; intracellular membrane-bounded organelle. Gene Ontology annotation, molecular function: heme binding. The transcript has 3 exons. Bases 244 to 681 code for a protein of 145 amino acids. The record is from RefSeq and is a predicted model, not a curated record.